AUGUCAUCUCCAGAACAGGAUAUCGUGUUCUUCACAAAUAGCGAACAUGGCCAGUCCAACGUGGCGCUCGCUGUCGCCGGGGAGUUUUUGCGCCGCGGCGAGUUUCGCGUACACAUCGCCUCGUUCAGUGCAUUGGCGCCUCGAGUACAGUCCUUGAACGAAAACACUAACUACAGCUCGUCUGCAAUAUUCCACACAAUCCCAGGCCCAUCUUUAGCAGAUAUCGUCCUCCGUGAUAAUGUCGAUUUAUGCCACAAACCUGGGCUUCUUGGGGCCAUAGAUGGUUUUCGGAAAAUGAACACGUCUAUCCUGGCAUAUAAGCCUUCGGAAUAUAUCCAAAACUAUCGAAAAUGUCUCGAGAUUUUACAAGAACUUCGGCCAGAUGUGGUUGUUGUGGAUCCAGUUUUCCACAUUGCCCUGGAUGCAUGUCGUGUAUUCCACGCCCACACGGUUAUCCUUUGGCCUGUUCCUGUCAAGGACGUCGUCAUCACAAUUCAACCGAAUGCUGGUAUCUUUUGGAAAUUUCCAAUGACCGGCUCCGGAUAUCCUUUCCCUAUACCGUGGACUCUCAUUCCAGCGAACAUCUUCCUGAUGUUCCGCCUGAUCCUCGACCUGGGCCUUGGAAAACCCCUACGUGAACUAUUAAGAUUCCGAAAAGAAGCCGACAUCCAGCAUCCGUUCCCACUCACACAGCCAUACCAAAAAGAUUACCUACACCUAACCCCGGCAUUCCCAAAGAUGGACUUUCCGCUAUACAUCCCCGACAACGUCAUAAGCUGUGGCCCGAUCCUUCGAGAAUGUCCAUCUUUUUCAACGUCAGAUCCCUCCUUGAGCGCCUGGCUGAAUAAACCAACUAUUCUUAUUAGUCUGGGAUCACACUUCCAGGCAACGGAGAGCGGUGCGGUGGAAAUGACAACUGGCCUUGGGCAAGUCUUCGAGAAAUAUCCCGCAAUGCAGAUCUUAUGGAAGUUGCGAUAUAACUGGGAAUCUUCGGCCAAGCUUCGAAGUCUGUUAGGGCCUCUCGUCGAUGCAGGCACCUUGAGAGUCGUGGAAUGGCUGGAGCCAAAUAUAAUUUCGGUUUUGAACAGCGGUCAUAUCGUUGCUUUUGUUCAUCAUGGAGGAGCGAACUCUUUCUUUGAAGCAUGCAAAGCGGGUGUUCCGCAAGUUGUCCUACCUCAAUGGCUUGACACUUACGACUGCGCUGCACGAGUCGAGUGGCUGGGUAUAGGGCUUUAUGGCAGCCGUUCUAUGGCGCCGAGCCUUAAUGCCGUCGAGUUCUCUGAGACUCUGCUCACGAUUAUACAGAAGGAGGAAAUUCGAGCCAAAGCAAGGAAAAUAGCAGAUCUAUGUGCGACCACAGAAGGGCGUGUGUUGGCUCAUGAUCGAAUCGUGCAAUAUGCCCAGCGCAACAGGCAUGAAGAUUGA
Penicillium alfredii is the source of this 1425-nucleotide messenger RNA. Its product is annotated as glycosyltransferase. Gene Ontology annotation, molecular function: UDP-glycosyltransferase activity. The record is from RefSeq and is a predicted model, not a curated record. NCBI's taxonomy places the organism in Eukaryota, Fungi, Ascomycota, Eurotiomycetes, Eurotiales, Aspergillaceae. The coding region runs from base 1 to 1425 and encodes 474 amino acids. The transcript has 3 exons.